AUGGACGACGAGGGCGCGGUAGAGAUCGAAGAAGUCCUGUCUCUGCUCAACCAAGGGGGAGGAAGCGCGACGAUUCUCGAGGACGACGAGCCAGAGUCAAUCGAGGUAGACGAGGCGCGUGGUCAGAGCGGCGACGAGGCUAAUCACGAUGCGGAGACGAUCAACGAGGUAACCUCGUCGGGAAUGUUUGCGUUAGACGGGCCGCCCGACGUCGCCGACGUGGAUAAAUUGCGCUUCGCAUGUGAUGCCGUCCGCGAAGGGGCGGGCGACGACGGCGGCGCGGGUCCGAGGACAGGCACCGCCGACAUACGCGAGCGGGAGGCCGCGACGCGAGAGCUCGUGUCGUCUCGGAACAUGAGCCUUCGGACCUGGGCCGACACGGUGUUACGACGCCACGGUGGCCGGUUCGCGACGCACCACAUCUUCGCCUUCCUCGUCUUUAAUAUAGGCGUGCGGUCGAGGAACCGCCGCGUCAGCAUGCUAAGCGUGACGAGGAAGAACUUCCGCAAGGUGGAGCGCAUCGUACGGUCGCUAACCGCGGACGGAUUGGCGGCGGCCAGGGCCGAGCUAGAGAGCACAGGCAAGACGACCGAUGAUGCGGUGAAGGAGCUGCUCAGGAGCCUUUCGCUGUAUGGGUAUCGUCAGCCCAUGUCGAGGGAGGUCCGUCUCGGGAUGCGGCAUAGGAUCCUGGCGCUCAUCGUCCGUUACGGCGUGCCCGCCAUCUGGUUCACGAUCAACCCAAACGACAUCACGAAUCCGGUAAAGCUCCGACUAGCAGCGUACCGCGCGCGCGACCCCGAAGCGGCCGAGGAGUUCCUACGAAGCCUCGAUAAGGCGUUCAAACGUGUGCGGCUGUCCGUGUCCGACCCGAUGAGCUCGGCCGUCUUCUUCCACCGCGAGAUGACGCUGUUCUUCGAGCAUUACGUCAAUGCCGGGGGGGAGUCGGUCUUCGGCCGCGUCAGCCACUCGAUGCUUGCCGACUCAGACGGCGGGGAACAAGCGGCAUACCGCGAGCGAAUCGUCCGCUACGUCGAUAGUGUCUUCAGCGAGGACCUGGACCAGGAAGGGUUCUGCGCCGUCGAGGCAGAGCGUUCGGUGACGUCCGAUAUCUCGUCCCUGCUGAACAGGGCCGAUCAGUUCUCGGCCUCGUUCGAGGAGGAAGCCAACUUCUGCGCCGGCGCGACCCAGAUCCAUACCCACAGCCCGACAUGCGUCAAGUACUCCCUCGGCAGCAAGGGGCGGAAGGGCGCCGACCUCUCGGACGGCGUGCUGCGGAUCCGCAGAACACAUCCCAUGGUGAACCGGUGGAACAAGGCCAUCGCCGUCGGGCUCCGUCACAACCACGACAUUUCCUUUAUAGCGACGCAGCGGAAGACCAUGGCGCUCGUCUACUACGUGACCAAUUACGCGACUAAGGUGGAGGACCCGACGUGGAAGCGCGUCGCCGCCGCCGCCGAACUGCUGCCCGUCGUGUCGGCCGGUAGUCAGCCGGGUGCCGGGGAUGACACGCGGCAGUUUCUCAUGAGAGUGGCGAAUCGGGUGUUCACGGAGCGGGCGCUGUCGCAAGUCGAGGUCGUCGCCCAUCUGCUGGGACACCCGAGCGAGUUCUCGGGAAGCAGCGCCUGGGCGUACCUGAACGUGUCGGUGCUAUACUGGCACGUCUCGAGGCUCUGGCGACACCUUCGGCAGCAGAGCGGCACCGCGGCGGUCGAAGACGUGUCCGUCGCGGACGAGUCGGUCGUCGUCGAACAAGCAGGCGAGAGGAUCAGUUUCGCCGAGGCCUAUCAUCAUCGCGGACAUGUCCUACGAGGCUUGUGCCUAUACGACUAUGUUUCGCUCGUCAGGCUCCAACGCGUCGGCAAGGCCGGCUGCUCCGGCGGCUGGGGAGAGGUGCCGUUCGAGGGCGGCUGGGUGGCCGGUAAAGACUGGGUCCAGGUGCUAAGGCGGCCGGGAAAGUACGCCGUCGUCUGCCUCGACGGCUACCUAAGCAAGGAUUUCGAGCAGGACGACGAGGAAUCGGCUCAUCGCAGGGCUGCCGUCCAGCAUCUUGCGCUAUUUGUGCCGUGGGAAGCCUUUCUCGGCGAAGAAGAAGGGGACAUCAAUGAGAUAUGGAGGCGGGCGCGAGAGCUGCUUCCGCCGAGAAUCUCGUGCCUCGUCGACAACGUUCAACUGCUCCGGCGGUCCGCCGAGGACGCGAGGCGAGACGCCAAGCAGUGGGCGGCCUCGGGCGGCGCCGGGGAUUGCGCCGGCGCUCUCGGCGAGGCGGGGGAGGGGGAGGAGGGGGGGCGACACCCGGGGGACGACGACGCGGCCUCGGCGUACCAGGCCGACAACGUCGGAAAGGCAACGCGACUAAUCGACGUCGUCCGAAGCGCGGCCGGGGCGAACCAGAUCACGGCGGGAUCGCGCGAGCUCUCGCUCGAGGCCUCCAUCGUCAGGGAACGGGGCGGGAGGCGCAUCGACUUGCCGGGGCGGGUCUUUUCCGGGGCCGCGGUGCCGCCGCAGGACCAGGUCAAGGCCAUCAAGUCGCAGCAGACGAGCGCCUCGAGGGAGAGGGUGAAGAUGAUACAGGGUAUACAAAGCAUGGCCACGGCCCACGGCACCGAUCGUGGCGCGGCGGAGCGGAGUGUGCUGACCGGCUUCGGCGAGGAAGGCGUGCAGAUAACGGCGGCGGAAGCCGAGGAGACGGCGGGUAACGCCGAGGCCGGCAUGGAAGUCCGCCUCGGCCCGUCGACCUCGUUCCUCGAGGCCGGAAAAGGCUUGACGAGACGCUUGACGCUAAACAGGAAACAGGCCAUCGCCUUGUCCAUAAUAUGCCGCCACCUUGACUUGAUGCGGCGAGGAGACGGAGGGGGCGACGUCAGCCAGCUCUGUCAGUUCGUCGGCGGCGAGGGCGGUACCGGCAAGUCGCGCGUCAUCGAAGCACUCGCGGAGCGGUUCGUCGACGGCGAGUCCCGCAUGGACUGGCAGGACAAGGAGGUGCUCGUCAUCGACGAGGUAAGCAUGCUCGGCGCGCGCACGCUGCACGCCGUCAACGAGCGGCUCUGCCAGCUGCGGGGGUCGCAGCGGGACUUCGGCGGGAUCCCCAUCGUCCUCUUCUGCGGGGACUUCCACCAGUUCCGCCCGGUCCAGGAAAGGUCGAUCCUACUGCCGAGCUCGGCCGUCUCGUGGGACGAGGACUACUCGUUCAGGGCCGAGCAGCGCCACCAGCACGACAAGGCGCACGCGCUGUGGAAGCGGUUCACCACUGUCGUCAUGCUGGACGAGCAGAUGCGCGCCGCCGGCGACCCGGAGCUGCAGAGGCUGCUAAAGCGGAUCCGACUGGGCGUGCAGGAUCACACCGACCUAGACCUCCUUAACUCAAGAUGCUACCGGGAAGGCAGGCGAAUCCCGUGGGAGACAGGCAUCACCGUGGUCACGCCGCUAAAUAGGAACCGGUGGAAUCUCAACAUGGAGGCGAGCUUAGCAUUCCAGAUGCAACGACGUUUGACGAUACGCAUCUUCAUCUCCGAGCAUAAGUGGAAGGAGGGGCUGCCGACCGAGGAAGAGGCCAUCAUGAUGCUAAACCAGGGCGACGACAGCGCGACCCCAGUGCCGGGCGUCUUUAUGUUUGUGGCCGGGAUGCCGGUCGUCGUGAACCACAACACCCACCAGGGGCUGAAGCUGGUGAACGGCGCCAGCUACACGGCGGCCGAGGUCAUCGUCGACAAGGUGCACCCGGCGCAUCGCAUCUCGGCCGAUAUGGCGAUCCACUUCGGGCCGCCGGCGGCGAUCAUACUAGGGUCGGAGACGACUAAGGACUUCCACUUCGUCGGGAUGCCGCCCGGCACGAUCCUGCUGACGCCUAUGAGCGUCAGGAUCCAGUGUCACCGGAAGCGACCGUGGCAGCAGAAGGAGGUCACCCGCAAGGGCCUGCCGUGCGCCGCGGCCUUCGCGUGCACCGAUUAUAAGGUGCAGGGCGGGACGCUCGAGCGUGUCGCGCUCGAGCUGCGAGGGACGAGGACGACAAACGUCGGUGGACACGGCAUCAUGCUCAUAUCGGAGGUGCGAGAGAGAGACUUCGUGGGAAACCGGGUCCCCCGGGAGAUGACGGCCGCACAAGCGAGGCUCGAGGAACUGAGUGACAGAACCGUCCGGGAGGCGCUGCGCUGGCUCGGCGACGACUUCGAAUACGCGUAG
Molecule: messenger RNA, 4179 nt
Organism: Hirsutella rhossiliensis
Lineage: Eukaryota; Fungi; Ascomycota; Sordariomycetes; Hypocreales; Ophiocordycipitaceae
Product: PIF1-like helicase domain-containing protein
Exons: 10
Coding region: 1-4179 (1392 amino acids)
Biological process (GO): telomere maintenance; DNA repair
Molecular function (GO): DNA helicase activity
Source: RefSeq, a predicted model, not a curated record